Molecule: messenger RNA, 1590 nt
Organism: Myzus persicae (green peach aphid)
Lineage: Eukaryota; Metazoa; Arthropoda; Insecta; Hemiptera; Aphididae
Gene: Sclp
Product: leucine-rich repeat-containing protein 40
Exons: 5
Coding region: 302-937 (211 amino acids)
Molecular function (GO): protein binding
Source: RefSeq, a predicted model, not a curated record
GCGACGGCGAUCGGCCGGACAACGUUAUAUACCAAACGGCUGCCGUACAGUCCGGUCGGUGCCGUCGCCGCGGGUUUACCGUCUGUAUUUGUUUCUCGUUGCAUAUUGUGAUCCUCGAGCAGAGCGUUUUCGUCGUCCGAGACUGCAGUCGUGUUCUCAGGAUUUUUCGAUAGUUUCCCGACGACCUGUCCCAGCGAAGUCUGCAUCUACGAAUUUUUUCCCCGGAAAUAGUCAGUGUGUUUUUUUUCGCCGCCACAUAGACCGGAAGUACCGCGAUCGCUAGUAAUACCGCACCGUCGACAUGAGACCGCCAAUCGAAGAAGAAAUCGAAGCCGCCGAGGUGGAAGUGGACGACGGCCAGCAGACCGCGGUCAUGUUGGUGUCCACCAGACUGGCCGGAAACGCGGUUAUCCGAGUGGUGAACCGGUGCAACGAGGCGCAAGAGAGCCACAACCUGGAUUUGUCCGAAUGUCAGCUGAUGCAGAUCCCUGACGCGAUAUACCUGCUCAUGCAAAACACGCAACUGGUCUCGUGCGAUUUGUCGAAUAACGUGAUUUCAAAACUACCAGUGAAAUUCACCGAACGAUUUCCGACCAUCACAGAAUUAAAUUUGUCUCAUAAUCAAAUCAGUAAGCUGCCAGAAAAACUAUCAGAAAUGAAGAACCUCAAAAAGUUGAACAUUUCAUACAACUCAUUCGUCGAGUUGCCAGAAUCGAUUGCUCAUUUACAAGAAUUAACUACUUUGAUUGCUAACAAUAAUUUUAUUAUUGAUGUAAAUGUUAGGACAUUGGAAUCAUGUUUGAAGAAUUUGGAAGAAGUUGAUCUCAAGGAUAAUCCACUUAACACUUCAACGGUGGAUGCACUGGAACAGGAAUUGCCUUUUAGGGUGAUGUUUACACCCCCGACCGACGAAGACUGGAGAGAUUUAGACAAUUGAUUAACAAACAAAACAUUUGACAAUACAGAAAUAUAUUUUUUAAUUAGCUAAUAAAAUGUUUUUAUUCAUUUUUAUCAUCGUUUUUUUUUCUUAUCAUUAUUUUUUGUAUAUAGUUUUCAGUGGCUUGUUCGCUCCGAAAUAACAAUUCAAAAUAAUUAUUACAUAAAAUAAAUUGGGUCCCUACCCUCAUAUCACUGCAUUUAUGCCAUCGUUUUUUUACACAUACAUAAUGUACAUUAGUUUUUUUGUAUUUACACACUGAAUAUUGUUAUAAUAUUGUUUGUAUACAAGCAUAACAAAUAAAUAAAUUAAAUACAAAUGAAACUAAAUAAGAGUGUUUUUGGUAGUAAAUAUAAUGUAGAUUAUUAUUAUUAUUAAGAUAUCUAUAGUUAAAUUUACAUUAUAUCGUACAAAAACCAAAGAGAUUAUAUUUGUACAAAAUGACAAAAAAAAAAUACAAGUUAUAAACGUUGCAAUGUAAUGUCGGUCGCAUGAACAUGUUAUUACCUAUAUUUUUAUAUUACUUACAUAAUAAUAAUAAAAAAAAAAAAAAAACACUGUUCUACUAUUUGUCUAUAAAGUAUUGAAAAACCUAUAGAAUAAUAAUUAUUUUGUCUUUUGUCAAAAAUUAUACUACCUAUCAUUUAUUCCUU